Prorocentrum cordatum is the source of this 1552-nucleotide messenger RNA. The record is from the annotation of a GenBank genome assembly. NCBI's taxonomy places the organism in Eukaryota, Dinophyceae, Prorocentrales, Prorocentraceae.
UUUCCUUCUUGGGGGGGACAUGGCGCGACCGCGACCGCGAGCGCGGUUGUACGCUCUCCGCUGCCGCAUCCUCGGCGCCCCACUGCUCCAGCACCCACGCCGCGUGGCGCGUCCGCGGGUGGGCCUCCCCGAAGCUCUCGCGCGAAUCCCCUCCGCGCGGCGCAUCGCCGCGCGCGCCGCGCCACGACGGCCCGAGGCCCACAGCGCGCGCCCGAGCUCAAACGCGGUGGCCGCCACCUCGCGGUGGCUGGGGCCGAACUCGCGCUCCUCUCGGCGGGCCCGCCGGAGCAGGUCCUGCGAGGCGCCGCGGCCCCCGCCGCCGCCCCCGUGGAGGCGGCCCAGGCCAGUCAGCGUAACGGCCACCGCGCGGUGGUCUGGACCCAGCUCGCGCUCCUGGAUCGCGAGGGCGCGCUCCAGCAGGCGCGCUGCCGCGCCGCCGUCACCGAGCGCGCCGCAUGCCCUGCCGAGGUUGGCCAGCGUCGCGGCAACCUCGCAGCGUGGUCGGGCCCGAACUCCGCCUCGCGGAUGGCCAGGGCGCGCUCCAGCAGCUCGCGUGCGCCCGCGGGGUCGCCGAGGUCGCACCUCGCGCUGCCCAAGCACGUGAGGGUGGCGGCCACCACCCGGUGGCGGGGCCCGAACUCCCCUCCUGGAUGGCCAGGGCCCGCUCCUGCAGGCGGCUCUGGCGCUCCGGGUCGCCCAGCGCGCCGUGCGCCACGCCGAGGCUCGUCAGCGUGGCCGCCACCUCGCGGUGGUGCGGUCCGAAGGUCGCCUCGUCGAUGGCGAGCGCGCGCUCCAGCAGCAGGCGCUGCCGCGCGGCGUCCCCCAGCUCUCCGAAGGCGAUGCUUCCGUGGUUCGUGAGGGUGGCAGCGACUACCCGGUGUCGCUCUCCGAACUCCCGCUCCUGGAUCUCGAGCGCCCUGGCCAGCAGGUCGCGCUGGCGGCCAGCGUCGCCGAGGGCGCCGCAGACGUUCCCGAGACUCGACAGCGUGAUCGACACGUUCCUGUGGCCCGCCCCGUACUCCCGCUCGUUGAUGGCCAGCGCCCGCUCCAGCAGAUCCCGGCCCCUGCGAUAGUCCCCGAGCACGGUGCACGCGGUGCCCAGGUUCUGCAGCGUGGCGGCCACCUCGUUCGGUAGCCGUUCCACGGGAGCCUACGUGGCCCCUGGCGCUGUCCGAUCUGGGACUGACUCGGACCAGACUUGGAACAUAGUUGGAACCAAAUCUGGUCCAGAUCCGCCCAUUCACACGGAGGACGAGAAGAGCGAAACGGGGAAGGGGGAACAGGAAGGGCGAGGAAGAGCAGGAACCGGAAGGGCCGUGCGCGGCCCAAAUGCGGUCCAAAUGCAGGAAGAGUCACUUUCAACAUCGCCGCUCCAGGCUCCCACGAACGGCACCAGCAUACUUUCUCUGAGUUCCGCGCGGAGCGCCAAGAGUUCAUGCCGAUGCCGUUGUUUUGUCCCUCGAGUUCUGCAGAGCUGCGGCCACCUCGCGGUGGUCCGGUCCGUGCUCGCGCUCGUCUAAUGAGCGUUGUAUUAUUCGGCGUUUCGACAUUG